GUUUUUGCUAAACUUUAAAGAAAGAGUGUCCAGACAUACAAUAAACGGCACGGUCUUGCAUACAGGUUCUUUCAGACCUCCUCCCUGUGCGUCUUCAGGACAAACGCUUGACCUCUGUAACUGAUUUCACACACUGACGCUGGUGGGAGGAUUCAACACAAAGCGUGGACUCCGCGGGACCCUACGAGAGCACUUUACACCGCUCAGACUCAGGAAGGACACCGUCGCUCCUACCAUGAUUUUGGUUAAAUUCGUGUGCGCUAUCAUAACCAGGUCGUUAUUUAUUCUGGUCUCUCUCAUCGGCGUCUGGAGAGUGAAAACGGUGAAAAAUGACAACAUGUACUGGCUGCUGACCGUCCUUUACCUUCCUCUGGUCGUGGAGAUGAUAAUCACCUUAAAACGAAGGAAAGGGAAAGACUACAAAUGGUUUUCUCCAGCCAUCCUCUUUUUCCUCAUCAGCAUUAUUCCAUCGAUAUGGCUUCUCGAGUUACAUCAUCAGGAGAACAGUGACCCAUUUUCUAAACCUUGUAGGAAACUGGACUCUUGGGACAAUCUCAAGAGCAUAUUGCCUACAAAUGGCACAUUGGGUGAGGAAACACUAAAGCACUUGGAGAACAUGCUCACUUCCGUGUGUGCGAAUGACUGGAUCCUUGGUCUUCAUCAGGUUCUGCUCAUUCUUCUCAUCCUUGGAAAGUGGCUCCUCCCGUUAGGAGGCGGAGUGACGCGUGACGAGCUGUCUCAGCUUUUGCUCAUCUUUGUUGGCACGGCGGCAGACAUUCUGGAAUUCACCAGUGAAACACUUUCUGAUGUCAAGGAGAAAAACAAUCAGCUGGUGUAUGUAAUUUUGGCAGUGUGGACGUGGAGUAUGUUGCAGUUUCCUUUUCACCUGGCAGUUGUGACGUCCCGGCAACAGAGUUCUGAUGAGCCGAAGGGUGGAAACGGCUGUUGUAAUUUGGUCUUGUUAAGACACAGUACAGAUAUUUGGAACAUCGUGGAGAGUUUGUUUAUCCAGGACGGCCCUUUUCUCGUGGUACGUCUCAUUGUGAUGAUAUACUUUGAUGUGUUCCACCAAAUGUUGGUCUUCUUCGCUAUUAAGAACUUUCUAGUGGUCGUCCUCAACCUCUACAGGCUCAUUGUUAUCUGUCAAGAUGUUAAACCACCAUCGCCAUCACCGACAUCUACCUCUCUUCCAAUAUGAAGGAAACAAAGAAAAUAAGAGUACAACUAAAUUUUAGCUUCUUGAGUACUAAUACAUCCCAUUAACUGCGCCAGAUUGUUCUGGAGACCCCCAGAGGGAUGGAAGAGAGUGCUAGGCAGUGUUAUUUAGGUGUCAUUGAGAUACUAUUAGAAUAUUUAUUAAUCUUUUAAGUGAGAAAAAAAACAGAAACUAUGAUUUUAGUUAAACGUUUAGUAAUUCUAUCUAUCUAUCUAUCUAUCUAUCUAUCUAUCUAUCUAUCUAUCUAUCUAUCUAUCUAUCUAUCUAUCUAUCUAUCUAUCUAUCUAUAGUUGGUUAAAAAAUAAAUAAAUUGAUAAAAAAAUUAUUUUAAUAAUGGAUGAUCUAUGUUUGGGGGUCAGUUUCAUAUAAAAAAAAUUGCACUGCUUAAAAACACAUUAAUGGGUGAAAAAUGUUUUAAAAAUGUGUUUUGAAUGCGUUAUGUAAAGCCAAACUAGGACCAGUAGUAGUGGCAGUUAUAUUAUGGCAUUCGUUAUUUGGUUUCUAAUUUUAAAAUAUUACUUGAGUUUUUUUAAAAUGCUUGUACGUCAGACAGUGUUGUGAAGCAGUGAAGUAAAAUAACUUUUUUGUAUUAUGAAAUGCGUAGGCAGACACAUAUCUAUUGAAUACAUGUGUUAAAAAAGGGGUCUGCUCGUGACUGAUUACUCUCGCAGUGCGCAUUCAGAUAUGACUCUAUAUCAGACUCUUUUUGUCACUCUGACAUGGAAACCAGCUGAUAAUUAGCUGAUAGAAUCUGUAGUUGAGCUACACAAGUUCCCAGGUCAGCUUUUUCCGGUAUGCGCCUCAUAUUAAAACUCUUUUUCCACUUGUGAACCUACUGAAAUAAUUAUAAAUUAAAUAUUUCCUAUAUGAUGAUCCAUUUUGGUUAUCUGUCCUUUGGGGUUUCAUUCCCAUUUUUCAUAUAGCAUAUACAAAUCCCUAAAUCAGGAAAACACGCAUUACUUCAUUUUUCAUUUUAUGAGAGACAAUUUUCUAUUUUUACCGAGUAGAGGAAACAGGAAAUGCCAGACAAAGAUAAAACAGGAUACCAAAGAAAGUUGGACAGUUUGGCUACGUGACUAUAUGUUCAUGGAGACCUUUGAUUUAUAGUAGAUCAACACCGUUUUUUUGGGCCAAUAUUAACCAAUGGAUGAAGUUUAACUUAACAACCUCCCGAGUAAAUAUCACAAAUGCAUUGAUUAAUGUUAUUAAAUAGACAUUUUGGCAGAACAAAGAACUGUAUAGAUUUGGAACUACUCGAGGGUGAGUAAAUGAUGACAGAAUUUUUGGUGAAUUAUUCCUUUAACAAGACUAGCUGUUUCAGUAAUGUAUAUGGGCAAAAAAAUUGUAGUGCAUAAAGGUUUUCUUUGUGCUGCAAACCAAAACGGCAGUUUACAGUACUGCGUGGCCUGCUGUGUGCUCUGUGAAUAUUCAUGAGACUUUUCUCUAUAGCACCCAUUGUGAAGUCAUUACAUUUUAGAGCUCUUUCAAAACUCAAGACUAGUUCAAUUUGCCUAAAUAUACAAAUAAUACAGAAAUAAAUCAUUUUCAUAAAGUAGAACUGGUAUUAAGGUAUGACAAUAGGUUAUGCUACACUCAGUACAGUACUAAAGAAUAAUCUGGUCAGUUAAGAUAGUGAAUCAUUCUUCUUAUUCUCAUUUUUUGUGUAUUAUGUUAUUCAAAAAGGGCAUAGGUUACGUACACACAGUCAUUUAGAGCUUGCUGUGCAGUCGCAUUUGGAGAGAUAUCUUUGGAGAGAGUAUAAAGCGAGCUUACACACACUCAAUCACUCGUUCACUGUUUAUACAAAGAAACUAUCUAUUUCAGAAAAAACAUCAUUGAUAUUACAAGAAACAUGAUGUGAUUUGCAAAGAAAUAGUAUUUAACUGUUCACAUGGAAGUAGACAUGGAAAUCACGAAGCAAUAGUACCAAAUGCCUUGGAUGACAUUUUCUUUAUAUUUUUCUGGCAGACACUAUGGGAAACUUACUGGAAAACACGAAAAAACAAGAGAAUAGUAUGCUUUCAUGCUGAACAAAGAAUGAAUGGGUUGAGUGUCUGUUGUCCAAGGCUUUUUCCACUACAGAAUGCUAGUUCAUUACUAAUGAUCAAACAGUGUUGGGCAUCAAACACCGAGAACAUUAUAUUAAAUCAAGAUGUUCAUAAAGACCACAUUUGUAGAUUUAAUCCCUUGAAGAUGCGUUAUGGAUUAUGGACUAGAAUUUUGACAAGAAAUUACAGUUUAGGAGUUGAAAUA
Puntigrus tetrazona (Sumatra barb) is the source of this 3469-nucleotide messenger RNA. RefSeq names its product transmembrane protein 26a (gene tmem26a). The transcript is spliced from 6 exons. NCBI's taxonomy places the organism in Eukaryota, Metazoa, Chordata, Actinopteri, Cypriniformes, Cyprinidae. The record is from RefSeq and is a predicted model, not a curated record. Bases 236 to 1198 code for a protein of 320 amino acids.